GGCGGGGCGGAAGUGGGGCGCCGAGCGGGAUGGCGGAGGGCGGCUGCGAGCGGCUGCUGUGCCUCAAGGACGGGGUGAAGGUUUUCAGGGUGCCGCCGCGGGCCACCAGCCGGGGACACCGGGCCUCGGACUGGAACCUGGACCGACCCGACUGGACGGGGCGUCUGCGGAUGACGGGCAGGGGCGACUUGGUCUGCGUCCGGCUGGAGGACAAGAUGACAGGGGAACUGUUCGCCGAAGCCCCCAUCGACACGUACCCCGGGAUCGCUGGAGAGCGUGACGGACUCGAGCCGCUACUUCGUCCUCCGUGUCCAGGAUGGAACUG
Messenger RNA from Hypanus sabinus (Atlantic stingray), 325 nucleotides. RefSeq names its product adaptin ear-binding coat-associated protein 1-like. Gene Ontology annotation, biological process: endocytosis. The annotation marks the transcript as partial. Gene Ontology annotation, cellular component: clathrin vesicle coat; membrane. The record is from RefSeq and is a predicted model, not a curated record. NCBI's taxonomy places the organism in Eukaryota, Metazoa, Chordata, Chondrichthyes, Myliobatiformes, Dasyatidae. The transcript is spliced from 3 exons.